UGGUAUGCUGUCAAAUCUGUGACCAUGAUUAAGAACUUAUGGGUUUAAUUGACCGUCACAGAAACAAGCUUGUAACUUUCACUCAUCAUACCAUCGGCCUUCUGCCCAGUUUAUGUUGGCAUCCCUCCUUGGAGUUUUGGGCAGCAAAUCAGCCGCUGUGAAACCAAUUACUGUGCUUGGAUGUUAGCACAUAAUCCCAAACUGGCAUGUUUCAACAUUUUUAUCCAGUUAGUUAAUGAAGUGCUCUAUGUGAGACGUUCAAGGUCAUAUGGUCAAAGCAAUGGAAAUGAAGAGCAGUGUGUGAUUGUAGGCUUUAUUGCGAAUCAACCAAGGACUUCAAUUUUUAUCAUAUCUGCCAAUAUUUCCCUCUUUCCGGAGUUUUUCUUAAGGUUUGGUCAUGACACAAGGAUUUAUUUUGUUUAUUAUAAUCAGAUUGUUUAAAAAAUUGGACCAAGGUAAAGUAUUACGAGUUCCAGUUUUUCUUCAUUGUUCAACAAGCAUCAUCCACCACCAUUUUGGCAGGCUUUGGCUGUACUGAAGGGCUUCUUUCAGCAAUCAAGAUUGCUUUGAUAACUAUCAAGAUGGCUUCUUGUUGAAUGUUUUUAUGUUUUUUUUUGUGAGUGUGUGUAACUUCUUUAGCUAAAACCAUAAGUGCACUGAUGCCUUUUAGGCAUGAGGGCUUGGCAUCCCUGGCUGCAUACCGAUAAACACUGCAAGUGAAAACCUAUUGUUAACUUGUUAUCACAUGUUUAUUAUUUCAUAACCUCCAGACUGAUACCUCUCUUACUCCAGAUAACAGGGUAAUUAACUCUUGGUUCUGACAUGAAAGAAUAAUUAUAAAAAAAACAGGGCCAUUAUGGACUUCUAUAUAAGCAAAAUAAAUAAAAAAUAUGUACAUGUACGUGUGUGUACUAAAUAGCAAUAUCUAAUGGUCAGAUUCUUUAUUAAAACACUCCUUUACUCCCCUCUACCAUUAGUGAAAUCCCAGUAGCAAUGGCCAUUUUCAAGGAUGAGAAGCUGCUGUGAAGCUUAAUAAGUUAAAUCCUCAAGUUCUUUAUGAUUAAAAACUUGAACUUACAGAAAGUCUUUGCACACCACAACAACCACUUUUUAAACCACGCACUAAAUAUUAAAACAUGAUGUUUCUAUUGUGCAAACAUGAUGGCUUAUGUGGAGGGGGACCCACUCCUAGAGAUACAGACUAAUACUCAAAAUGAUUAUAUACGACAUAAAAUUCCAAAAGUUUGGAAGCAAGGCCAUUACAAGCCAAAUAGUUGGGAGUAACUUCAAGUUUUUGUUCACUGCUUUUUUUUUUAAAUCCAGCAUGAGUUUUAUGUAUUUUGGGAUGUAUUUACUCCAUGAUCAGAUGUUGCUUUCAUGGAAAUGCACCAUUUUACUCCAUUUACCUUUAGAUAUACAGUACAUUGAUUUUAACAGACCAUUGCUAAAUAUAUGUCAGCAAAAGAUAAUAAGGGCUUAGUUUUAGGGUCGAAAACAUUUGCAAGAGUCACAACUUCAGUGCAAAAGCAAAAAAACAAAUCACAGUUGGAUUAUUCACUUCAACUUUUUGGCUUUUGAGAGUCUGCAUACAAAAAUCCCAGUAAAUCUCAACUGCGUCAAACUACCACAAAAAUGGCUAGAAAGAAGCAACUGAGUAAAGAAACAAAAGUACAGAUUUGUACAUUGAGGAAAGAAGGAUACACAGAAAGAGAAAUUGCAAAACGCCUAAAGGUGUUUAACAAAGAAGUCCACGACACUCUGAAGAGACUAGAGGAACAGGCCUAAACGAAAGAGAGUUACUACAAAAGCACAGUACCACUCCAUCCUCCAGCACCAUGCUGUUCCAUCUGGACUCAGACUUGUGGCUCCUAAGUUUGUUUUGCAGCAAGACAAUGACCCUAAGCACUCUGCCAAGCUCUGUCAGGGUUACCUAGACAAAAAAGAAGAGGAAGGUGUUCUUCAAAAGAUGGUUUGGCCCCCUCAGUCUCAAGACCUUUCUCAAUUGAGCUUGUGCGGGAUGAAUUGGAUCGAUCAGUCAGAAAAAUGCGUCCCAUGAAUCAGCAGUCUCUUUUUAAUGAACUUAAGUAAGGUUGAAAUGCAAUCCCUGGAACAUACCUUAAAAAAUUGUGGAACGAAUGCCUGGUAUAUGCCAAGCUGUUGCUAAAGCCAGAGGAGGUUACUUUAAAAAAAGCAAAGUCUAAGCAACAAUAACUCAAAUACCUCAUAAUUAUAGUCAAAAUGUCUUCUGAUAAGUUACUCUUUACACAAUAGUCAUGUUUAUUGUGUUGCAAAUUAUAUAUAUAUGAAACUAUAAUCUUUUUUUGUACAAAUCUGAUCUUGCUUCUAAACUUUUGGCCUGUAGUGUAGAUACCAAGGUCUACUGCUUAAAGCCACAAAUAUUUGCAUUUCUUUUGAAGCAGAGACAUAUUUUCCCAUAAAUAUGUAUGAUUUAUAUGAAUGUAGAACCUAAACUGAACCAAUUUAAUCAACUUAGGAAAACUAUAAAUUUGACUCAAUUGAUACUUUUGAACAGGUUCUGUAGUUAAUGCAAACAAGUUUCAUAACUAGGAGAAAUUGAACUCAUAAGAUCUCACAGAUUCUCCUCACCUGCUCCUGCAUCAGCUUGAGGCUAGUUAGUGGCUACAUCAGCUGCUGCUAGCAUUAUAAAGCAGCUGGAUUAUCAGCUGUACUAUGUGUAGACACUUUAAACAAUGAAUGAGAAUGAAUGAAACCAAGUCAAAAUAUUUUUUAUAUGUUUCCACCUCCAUUUUGCAUUAGUGAAGUUGUCAGAGUCUAACAGAUAAUCGUUAUACUCUGACAACGAUGCCUGUUAGUGUCUGCUCUGUAUUCUCUGCUUACCUGCUUUCUGGUGCCAUGACAACAGUGGAUCAGUGAAAAGGGGGCCCCAGAGUGUCCUUAGGAGGCCCCUUGCAUCCAGCCAAGCUGCAUGGUACCAGGAAUGUGUGGGAGAGACAUGAAACCAACCGGUGACGAGGAUGGUUAUUUUGUCCUCUCCUGAAACACUCUUGACCCGAUUAGCCCACAGACUGAUGGUAAUUAUUGAUAAAUGAAUAAACCAGAGGUCUCAAAUUUAAUUGAUGAUAAUUUUCUUAAAAGUGCACUUUAUUUGAAACUGUCAAACUUCAUUUAAAACUCCUGAUACAUCGCUUCUAUAUUCUGUGUCUCUAUUAAAAUAAGUCAACUUUAUUUGAAAUGUCCCCUUUCCCUGCAUAUGGGGUUUUAUUGUAAACUUGUCAGGCUCUGACAGUGUUCAAGUGUUGUAAUUGCAGACCUGCAUGCAGAGUAUUCUCUGCAGAGUUUAUGGUUUUGUUUUGCCUUUAGGGAGGUACCUUCACCACAGGUAUGAAACAUGUUUUAUCAAAAUGACUUUACAGUUAUUUGUUGUAGUAAUCAUUCAAUCAGUUGAUGAAUCUUUUGGACCAAAAGUGUAAUAAACCAAACAUGCAAUUUGACUGUAGUUAAUCCUCAUGUUUGGCCUAUUUGAUGGUAGAAACACGCUUCUAACAAAGUAAUAAAUAUUUAUGGUGCAUUUUGCUGGUUUUCACGAGAAUCCGCUUUGCCCACUACAGCUGUAAAGCAGUCUAAUGAUUUACUUUACUCCAAGUUUUCCAUUCCCCGCCCGGGGUCAGCAGCCAAUGGCUUGUCAGAGAGCUAUUUAAGACGCGGACAGUUCAAGGAGGUUCAGAUAUCAGCGCGAUACUCUGCGCGCAACAGGACGCACUGAGUCACUCCGAGCAAGAGCAGGCUGUACACUCCUCCUUUGGACUCCGGUCCGUAUUCAAGACAUUUUUUUCCCUGAGAAGACAAAGCUGUGAAAGAAAUGAAAGCGUGGCGAGUUGUGCUUCUCUUCAGUCUGGUGUUGAACGCAGCUGUGACGUCCCUGGAAGAAGAAGUCUCCAAUUCUAUUUCUGGUGAGUUUCCAGUUUACUCCUCAUCCACUCACAUUUCCACACAAAUCAGCGCACUUUAUGGAAACGAGAGUUGAAUGCAUGAUGCAUAUGCAUAAACACGGUGCCAAAGUCUCCGUUUACCGUAGUUCUUGUGGCAAGUAUGAGCUGGAUGUGUGUAGUAAGGACCCUGAUAAAGUUAACGGUCUCUAAGAGAAACUAGUAUCACGUGUCUGACUAAACUUGUCUUUGUCUUGGCAAAUAUCCAACUUUUACUCCACUACUGCUAUGAGAGACAAGAUGGUUGGUUUAAACUUUCAGAGGUCUCAGAGUGGUGAAAACACUUCAGUCUGCUCAGUGAAACUAAAUGAUUUCAGUCUGAAAACUUUAAUGAUGGUCACAUAUUAAAACAAUAUGGUCCCUCAGCAACUUCAAGCCUUUCGCAAUGUAAGCCUUGUAAAUAUCUGUGUAGCUCCUUCAUCCAUCUCCCCACCCCCCACUCUAAAAAUCAGCACCACCCCCAGUUGAGUUGAGUCAGCUGACUGCGUCAGAACCUCUGAAACCGGGCAGAUUAUAGUGGAUGAGAUGGCAGGAACAAAGCUGGGAAAAAACACUUGUUGGUUUCUAUGGAGCUCAGUCUGACCAAGUGAACCCCUGUAACCCUGGAGGACUGAUCUAGUCUAAGGUGGAAGCUCAUUUUCUGAGGGGCCUCAAAGGGGCCCACGCUUAUUAGAACAAGUCACUCUGUUAGCUAGUCAGGCGUCUUGGUCUGCCCAGCCAGAACAUUAGAUCAGAUUUACAUCUAUCUACACACAGAAUCUCUCCUCAGAAGACCUAAAGCUUGUUUUUCUCCUCUCAGGUAACCUCCUUCACCCUCUGAGAGACCUGUUUGACUACAAAGAUGACAAAAAUCAAAGUUUUGCGAAAUUCUCCCUUCGCAAACCAUCCCAACCUGAAGAUGACCUGUGCUACAUCGUUCCCGGUCAACCUGAAUCCCUGGCCGCCUGCACCUUCAACAGCACUUCCAAAACCUUCCUAGUGAUCCAUGGAUGGACGGUGAGCAGAGAUGCUUCAGCCUGUACUGACAGGCCCUCUGUCAUGAAAACACCUGAGGCCUUUGUUCACUUAACUAUGGUGUAGGUUAGACAGAAAACCACCUGGGACUAGUUAUGCGUCAUUAUUUUUUCGCCAAAUUGCGGUGCCUUCAAGUCUGGCCAAAUUAGAGCUUUCUUCACAAGUAAAAACUUGUCCAAGUGAAAGCCAAAGAACAUCCUGUAGGACUGGUCUGGACUGUCGUACAAUAACCCUGUUAAAUGAAUUCUACCUGAACACUCUGGACUCUAAUUAACGCCAUGAACGCCAGAAUGUUAUUUGUGCCAAUGCCAUUGUGGUGCUGUCAGGUAAAUGCUCUGUUUUUAUUUCCUGUCAACAGGUGAGUGGUUUGUUCGAAAGCUGGGUGGCUAAGCUCGUGUCAGCGCUAUACGAGAGAGAGCAGACAGCUAAUGUGAUCGUGGUGGACUGGCUCUAUUCAGCACAGAACCACUAUGGGGUGGCGGCUCAGAACACCAAAGCAGUGGGACAGGAGGUUGCCCACUUUAUUGACUGGAUUGAGGUGAGUGGGAUUGAACUUGAACUGGUUUCUAAAGAGAUUGCAUCAUUCAGUACUGUUCACUACGUUAAAGGUGACUCUGAAAGUUGUCACUCAGUUUUAGUAGCUCCUAAUUUAACAACACAGGUAGGAAACAAGAGGAUGGAGCUAAUGUUUCUAACCUGAGUUGGGUUUGAAAUGGACAAUCUUUCAAAGAUAAUUUAUGAACAAUCAGGAAUAGAUUGACCCUGAUUUUUAUUGUAACACAAUAGACUAAGGACUACAAUGAUAUUGCACACUGACUGAAUAUUGCACACUUAUCUAUCUAAGUAACAGAGUAAGAUACUUUAUCAGUUAUUGAAUCAGUCAUACAAAUCAAGGAAUUAAAUGUCUCGCUUUUUUGUACUUUCAAGGAAACUACCAACAUGGCUCUUGAGAACCUCCACCUGAUUGGCUACAGCCUUGGCGCUCAUGUUGCAGGAUUUGCUGGAAGCCAUGCAACCAAUAAAGUUGGAAGGAUAACUGGUAAACUGAGCAUCCACACACAUGACUACUGAGCGCAUGAUGUUGAAGUUAAAUUUGUUAAAAAUGUUCGGGUCAUGGGGAGGUGAUUGAGUAUUUCGUCGUCCUGUCUAUGUAUGUAGGUCUGGACCCCGCCGGUCCUGACUUUGAGGGUGAGCAUGCCCAUGGGCGUCUCUCUCCAGAUGAUGCUUACUUCGUGGAUGUUCUCCACACCUUCACACGGGGAACGCUGGGUUUCAGCAUUGGGAUCCAGCAGCCUGUUGGCCAUGUUGACAUUUACCCCAAUGGAGGCAGCUUCCAGCCGGGCUGCAAUCUGAGAGGGGCCCUGGAGAAGAUCGCUCAGUUUGGGAUUCUUGGUGAGUAUAACAAACUGUGAUAACUGAGCCACUGUAAAUAAGUAAUAAUGUAUACUUUUUUUCAUGAAAACACAGUAAGUUAACACAAAUACAGCAUAUUGUUGUGUGGCCUUUUCACACAGAAGGCCUCAAAACACGGCCAAGGAAAAGUUUAACUCACUUGUCUGUUUGACCCAGUGGGUUCAUAGAUAGUGUAAAUGUCUUCAAGUUGUAUAUAUUGAAAGAAAUAUCAUCCCCUCUUUGUCCUCCAGCAAUCACUGAUGCUGUAAAGUGCGAACACGAGCGCUCCGUCCACCUCUUCAUCGACUCUCUGCUGAAUGAGCAGGAGGCAGGAAAGGCAUACAGAUGCAGCAACAGCAACACAUUCAACCGUGGCUUGUGUCUUAGUUGCCAUAAAAGCCGCUGCAACACCGUUGGCUAUGACAUCAGCAAGGUCCGCAGACCUCGCAACGUCCAGAUGUUCACCAAUACACGAGCGUCCAUGCCUUUCAGAGGUGAGAAGUUUUUGAAUCUCGAGAGAUGGUUCAAUUUGGAGGGUUUAGAUGAUUUAACACUGUCUCUGAGUUUAAUAAAAUAUCUGUCCAUCUGCUUUCUUGUCUCACAGUUUACCACUAUCAGCUGAAGAUCCACUUCCUGGGUAACAUUAACCGUUCAGAGAUGGAGCCUUCGCUGACUGUCUCGCUGUUCGGGACUAAAGCAGAGGCUGAAAACCUGGAGCUGAAACUGUAAGUGCUAUUUUAAGAACUUUAUAAAAAGAGAAUUACAGCACACUGACUUGUAUCUUGGAGGCUAAAUGAGUUUUGUAACAGCUGCGCAGCAUGAAGUAGAAACCAUAAACAGUGAUGUAACCAGAGAGAUGGCAGUGAGUUCAUGUCUUUGCGGUUUAGUUGCGGUUUAUGGCGCAGGGUUUAUGAGGCUAAGACAAGUGGAAUUUUCUCUCUGGCCUUAAGUAAACCACUAACACUUUAUUUUUGUUUUUCAGAGAAGAGAAAAUAUCAACGAAUAAGACAUACUCAUUCCUGCUGGUGACGGAGAAAGAUAUCGGAGACUUGUUGAUGGUGAAGUUUAAAUGGGAAGAGACAAACGGGUGGUCAGCCUCCAGUAUGAUGAAGAUGGUUUCUUCUUUGUGGUCCGGUGACUCUGACAGUGCCAGUGUAAAGGUUGACAAAAUUCGUAUACGUGUGGGAGAGACCCAACAGAAGUAAGUUGUGAUAUUUAGGAAAGAAGAUUUAACCAAAACAAACAAAUAUUAGAGAUUAAACGAAAACACAGUAAGUAGUCCAAAAUGUCAACCAAAUAUGUUUUUUUUCUGUGAUUUCUUUUUCAGGAUGGUGCUAUGUGUAAAAAAUCCUGAAACCCGAGAUUUAACACAAGAGGUCACAUUUGUUAAAUGUAAGGAUGCAUGGAGGACAAACUCAAAACGAUCUCCAAGAAGGUAAGAACUCCUCCAUAGUUCUUCUGAUAAAACAAAAUAAAACAAUACCAUAGGUGCUUAUAAAUAACAAACUUUCUUUGGCUGUAGAAUCACCUUGGGGAACCACUGACCUUCAAGACAAAGCUCAAAAUGCUGAAAGCUCUUCAGUCCAUUUCAGCACUUCAUAAAUAACUUAUAAAUCUGUAACUUAUUUUUGACAAUAAUGCAAAAGUCUCAGAAGUUUGUAUGUUAUUUAAAGCAAUAUCUCUGUGAAUAAUGUAAAAUAUUUUGUAAUGAGCUGUUUUUAUGACAUUACUUUGUUGUACAAAAAAAAAUAAUUUUAUCAUCUUAGAUUCAUGUUUUUUGUUAAAGGUGUAAAUCCUGUUCAAGCUCCCUGCAGAGCCUCAAACACUAAAGAGGCGUAUGUGACUAAUUUGUAAUGGUGUUAGAGGAAGUCCAGGUACUUUCAAAGUAUUUAAGUCCGAUUUUAUAGUUAUAGCAACCACUGUGAAAAAAAGUCCUCUAAGAGUUCUGUUCAAAAAGAGGCAGAAAUGGCCGCUGGUGUGAAUGUCGCUAGUUGUUUUAUGUGAUUGGAUGCAGUUUAUUAUCUGUGUAUGUGUUUUCUAACUGAUGCAUAAUCUGACGGAGCAUUCACCGCUGUGGCUCUCAGCACUGUAUGUGACUGUGGGAUCUGUACCACUGUGCCUUACUGUCGCCAGUUGUAAGCUGUUGCAAACAGAGCUCGACUCUGAACUUUGUGCCUUGUUGUUGUUUUACACAUUUGUGUUUGUCGUCCUUGAAACUCUGUGACUUUUACUCAACCAUCUGAACAUGCCAAUAUUGUUAUUUUUUUUACUGCAUCAUUUUUUUACCGCUUUUUCAAUGCAACAUGAUGUGUUACUCGGAUGCUGUUACCUCACGUUAGUGUGGGACAUUUUCUCUGUCAUGGUUUUGUUAAUGAAAUAAAUAAGAUGCAUAGUGCUCAUAGCGACGAGGAAAGCACAGGUUGUAUUAACGUUGCCAUUUUGUUGUGCUGCUUAUCUUAAAUGCCUCUUGGCUGCAGUUCUCUGUGCAUGACUUUUAGAUUCUUGACUAAUACCCUUUAAUCCAUUCUUACAUUUCCAGUUGUGUGAGCAAUGUCUAAGCUUCGGCUCUUUAGAGAUCGGUACUGUAAUCAUUGUGACUUCAUUUCCAUUGACUUUAGAAAUGUAGAAAUCUUUUAUACCUUUGCACUGAAAACAGGGGAGGAAAAGGCUGAACUGAGUUACUUGUACAUUUAUGUAAAUACCAAAAUAUAGAUAACUGAUUUUGUUGUAUGAAACACUGUUAACUAUAUAUAUAUAUAUUUUUUUUUUUUUCACUGUAAAAGGAUUAUUUCUGUAAUAUUUUGUAAAUGCUUGUAAAUAUCAACUAUACUGUAUACAUUUCUUUAAUAAACCAAAACCAGAGGACA
Xyrichtys novacula (pearly razorfish) is the source of this 9241-nucleotide messenger RNA. The record is from the annotation of a GenBank genome assembly. Lineage: Eukaryota; Metazoa; Chordata; Actinopteri; Labriformes; Labridae.